This is a messenger RNA of Mixia osmundae IAM 14324, 1257 nucleotides long. RefSeq lists its product as uncharacterized. Bases 1 to 1257 code for a protein of 418 amino acids. Gene Ontology annotation, cellular component: membrane; TRC complex. NCBI's taxonomy places the organism in Eukaryota, Fungi, Basidiomycota, Mixiomycetes, Mixiales, Mixiaceae. The record is from RefSeq and is a predicted model, not a curated record. Gene Ontology annotation, biological process: post-translational protein targeting to endoplasmic reticulum membrane. The transcript is spliced from 8 exons. Gene Ontology annotation, molecular function: protein binding; molecular adaptor activity.
AUGAAGCUGCUGCUGCUAGAGCUCCAAACGGCCGCGGCCGUCUGCGUUGUCGACGUGGCCAGCGACGUGACGCGCGUCCUUAUCGACGUGUCACAGAUGCAGCUCGCAGACCAUAAUAUAAGCAAGAUGGACAAGAAGCAGCGACUGGUGUACUCCAUCCUCGACUUCCUCGGCACAUCGCUCGACGAUGGGUCCAUCAAGGAUGACGACAGGGAGGGGAUCGAGGUAGCCAUGCAAUGCAUCGGUGAAGCCUUCUCUGUUGACCCGAGCGACGCUGCGCAAGAGGCAAAGUACUCGAUCAAGCCUGCCAGUCUCCUCCAGGUGCUCGAGAUCUACACGAGGCAGCUCGAUAAGACAAAGGGCUCUGCGGCAUCGUCAGGUGCCACGUCCACGUCUGGGUCUGCUACCGCUGCCGCCUCUGCGGCACCGGCCAGUACACCUGCCAGCAAGGCGCCCGUCGUCGACAAGGCGAAAGCAGACGAGCUCAAGACGAAGGGCAAUCAAGCUAUGGCUCAGAAGCAGUACGAUCAGGCCAUCAUUGCUUACUCUGAUGCUAUCAACAUCGAUGGUACGAACCCGGUGUACUAUUCGAACAGAGCAGCGGCGUACUCGAACAAGAGCAUGUUCGACGAAGCCAUCGAGGAUGCAACAAAGGCGAGCACGCUGGAUCCCACUUUCUCGAAAGCCUACUCCCGUCUUGGUCACGCUCUCUAUUCCUCUGGUCGAUUUGCCGAGGCAGUGGAGGCCUACGAAAGCGGCCUCAAGCUCGAUCCUAGCAAUGCAACAAUGGCGAACAGUCUGCAAGUCGCAAAAAGCAAAGUUGCUAGCGAGCCUGCAGGCUAUGCACAAGAAGAUGAGGAUGACAUCUCAGCGACUGCUCCCGCUGCCCGAGCUGGCGCGCCAAAUGGUAUGCCUGACCUGAGCGCCCUGCUCGGUGGCAUGGGUGGCGGCGGAGGCAUGCCGGAUAUUGCCAGCAUGAUGCAAAACCCGAUGAUGGCGCAAAUGGCCCAACGGAUGAUGUCUGAUCCGGCAGCACUGCAGAACCUCAUGAGCAAUCCCAUGAUUGCCAACAUGGCACGACAAUUUGGCGGCGGUGGCGGCAGCGGGGGUGCGCCUGGGGGCGGCAUGCCUGACAUGGCAGCCAUGAUGAACGAUCCCACUAUUCGCCGGAUGGCAGAGCAGUUCGGCAGAGGAGCUGGCCGCGGCGCGGGCGGUGGUUCGGCCGGCAGUAGUAAUUCAGACAACAUGUACUCGUGA